AUGGACGGUCUCGACACGCCUUUUCGAUUCCUGGAUCUCCCCGAGGAGAUCCGCAUGGUCGUCUACGCCUUCCUCUUCGCUCAGUGCCUCCUUGUCUGGGAUAGCCCAUUCGUCCAAUCAUACACCUACCUACAUGGGACCCGGCAGCCACGCUCUGUCAGAACUGUCCCUCAGUGGUUCUCGAUCCUUCUUGCCUCCAAGGCCGUCUCCCAAGAAGCCAAGAACAUGCUCUUCAAGCAAGCCAAUUACCGUAUGAAGAUCGAAGAGCAUAUGCUAUACCGCAGACUACCAGACAAAAGCAUCGAGUGGAGUGACAUCCUCAACAAUCUCAACAAGUACAUGCCAUCAGAGUUCUUGAGUACUGUUGCGCCACACAUCAAGCGCUUCAUCAUCGGGAAAAGCCAGCAGUGGAGUCUUGAGAACCUAUACUAUGACAAGAAUCCGCCACUCGCUCUGCUCACUCAUCUCCCGGGUCUGAAAGUGCUCGAGGUCACGUCCACUGCCCAAUUCCACAUCACAUUGCAGGGCAACAAGAACAUGUCCGAGCUAUGUGUGCUGACCGAUGAUGGAAAGGUAGCGCUCGCCCCAUUGCUCGAGAAUCGUAUACAGAACUCCACAUUCUCGUUGGGAGUGUCGGUGGGGAGGCGCCUCGCGCGGCAAUGCAGAGCCAGAGGAUGCGCAUUGAAGAUCUACAUCCAUUUCUUCCGAAUGCGUGCUGUCAAAGGCAGAAUGGUCCAGCCCAACGAAUACGCGCACAUCGAUCUUGCCCGCGGCCUCCUUUACUACGCAGACUCGAAGGGCAACAUGCACGCUGGCGACUACUUCCGUUGCUUGGACUUUGGUCGCAGCGACUAG
Cyphellophora attinorum is the source of this 855-nucleotide messenger RNA. RefSeq lists its product as uncharacterized. The record is from RefSeq and is a predicted model, not a curated record. Bases 1 to 855 code for a protein of 284 amino acids. The transcript has 2 exons. Lineage: Eukaryota; Fungi; Ascomycota; Eurotiomycetes; Chaetothyriales; Cyphellophoraceae.